UCAAAAAACGAUGUCGUUUCCUGUAAUAUAAUUAGAGGAGGUUCAUGAUCCACCUGUCCGGCCCUUUCAAGGAACAGUGACAGCGCCAUUGGACUUCUUCCUUUUCGAAUUUCAAUUUCUGCUCUUUUGCUCUUGCUUUCUUUUGCCGCUUUCUACUGUAUCAAUACACAUUAAUAAUAUUUUCCUUAUUGUUUGUUUAUCUUUUUUAAUGGUCAGUUUUAUUGCACCUGGGAUAUUUGCAUUCAGUUUCUUUAAUAGUUCUCCUGUUUGCUUAUGAAUCCUUAAUGCUAUUGACCGAAUUUUCUUGUUCUAAUUUGAAAUGCAAGAAAGCAUUUCUAAAUUGUUUAUUCAUUCUUUCAUGAAAGGUUUAGUCUUUGGACAGUGUGCGCUUCAGUGUUAACUGGGGUGGAUUCUUAAGAGACUUAAGUUGUUUUUUGUGCAAUUUCUGCUUCUGAAGUGGACGUGGAAUCCUUCAAUGGAUAUGGUGCAUUACAACUGACUGCUGCUUGUCUCGUAUGUUCGGAAGGGGAAAAAGUGGUGCAUGUUUUGGAGUUAAUCACGUGGCUUGCAGUUUUGGGUUUUGGACUGGACGAUCAACAACUUGCCCUCUAACCAGUGGGUCAUUGGCUCUGAUUAUGAAAUUACCUAUUGUGAAGCUCUACUUGCAUUUCUCUCACAAUUUUGGGGAUUCUGCAUGCAUGGGGUUUAAAAUUCUUUGGAAGGUCUAAAGGAAGGGGGAGGGGGUUCAUAGAACUCACAAUGGAGCAAUAUGAAAUUCUCGAGCAGAUAGGCAAAGGUUCCUUUGGUUCAGCUCUUCUUGUGAGGCAUAGACAUGAAAAGAAGAAGUAUGUUAUGAAAAAGAUCCGUUUGGCUCGUCAGACUGAUAGAGCCCGCAGGUCUGCGCACCAGGAGAUGGAACUUAUUUCAAAAGUGAGAAAUCCAUUUAUUGUCGAGUACAGAGAUUCAUGGGUAGAAAAGGGAUGCUAUGUGUGCAUUAUCAUAGGUUAUUGUGAAGGUGGAGACAUGGCAGGAGCUAUAAAAAAGGCUAAUGGUGUUCAUUUUCCUGAAGAGAUAGUUACUUUUGAGGAAGUUUUUCCAUUUUGCUGUUUGUACAGUGAUACAGAGCUUUGGGCCAUUUAUACUUUAUAUUUCACUGUAAAAGAAUAUGCAGAAACUUUGCAAUUGGCUUGUUCAACUGCUAAUGGCACUAGAUUACUUGCAUGCCGACCAUAUACUUCAUCAUGAUGUCAAGUGUCCAGGAGACAACAUGGGGAGUGAUGUUCUUCUGAAGAAUCCUGAUAGAAAUGUGUCCACUUUUGCAAUGAAACUCAUAUAUGCAGAAUCUCUGGGAUCUCAUGGAAAACCAAGUCUCGGCAUCCAUCUGCUAUUGAAUUUAGAACCAACUAACUAGAGGUUGAAAAUCUCCGAAAGGUGAAUUUAAAAAUCUUGGUUAUGUUUUUAAAGAGUUAGGAUAUUGCUUGAUGAGCCGCGACUCCUCCUUGCUCAAAUAUGUGACUAGUUCAUUGGUGGUCAAGAGUUGGAAUGAAGCCUAUUAGAAUCUGGCACAACAAAAGGUCAAGUUAUACCAUUUUAUGAGAGAAACUGAAAGAAGGAAGGGAUCCACCAAUAAUAGGUCAGUUCCAAAUAGUACAAAGGACACUGUUUAAGAAGAAAGAAUUACAAGGUUCAAACCUGGUUUGAAACGGCAACAAGGUCGGAUCAUGCGGAAACGAGAUGGGUUCAUGGCAGCAGUGGCAUUAUGAUUAUUAUUCCACAGUUUUGACAGUGUCUUUGUUUCUUCUUCCCUCAUAUAGAUUACUUUAUAGGCAUUUAGGACAUGUUUUUUGCAUCUGUUUUGCACAUGUAAAUAGUUAUUAUUCUUCUAUUAAUAUUUUUAGUUAUUUUUUUAAAA
Manihot esculenta (cassava) is the source of this 1912-nucleotide messenger RNA. Its product is annotated as serine/threonine-protein kinase Nek1. Gene Ontology annotation, biological process: protein phosphorylation. Bases 760 to 1245 code for a protein of 161 amino acids. The record is from RefSeq and is a predicted model, not a curated record. Lineage: Eukaryota; Viridiplantae; Streptophyta; Magnoliopsida; Malpighiales; Euphorbiaceae. The transcript is spliced from 7 exons. Gene Ontology annotation, molecular function: protein kinase activity; ATP binding.